Molecule: messenger RNA, 1216 nt
Organism: Meriones unguiculatus (Mongolian gerbil)
Lineage: Eukaryota; Metazoa; Chordata; Mammalia; Rodentia; Muridae
Gene: Rfxank
Product: regulatory factor X associated ankyrin containing protein
Exons: 9
Coding region: 308-1087 (259 amino acids)
Biological process (GO): regulation of transcription by RNA polymerase II
Cellular component (GO): nucleus
Molecular function (GO): protein binding
Source: RefSeq, a predicted model, not a curated record
GGCCUCAGCGGAAGCCAUGCCCCCGCCUCUGGUCUUAAAAGGCUAGAUGCUGCUUCGAUUUUUUUGGCACUUUGGCAAGGAUGCGCAGGCGCAGUGGAGGAGUUCGCCAGUCGGACUAGCCGUCGCGUAUUAUUAAGUUGCUGCACUGUGUCCCAGCAGAGGAAGCUGGAGUGCUGAGCGUCGGUCACCAACCUGCUCCUCACUAGAUCCGCUGGACCAGAAAAGUUUGUGAAUAGAGCUUUCCGAGUUUUGGGAAAGCCAGGCUGGGAGUGCAGGGGGACAGAGGAGGCUGGAGGGAGCUUCCUCCAUGGAGCCCACUCAGCUUGCAGAGAACCUCAUCCCAAACCAGCAGUCCCCUGCACCCGAACUUAAGGAUCCUGAGGACCCCAGAGAUGAAUCCCCAGAUAGCUCAGACACUGUCGUCCUCAGUCUGUUCCCCUGCACCCCAGAGGCUGUGAAUCCUGAGGCAGAUGCCAGUGCGUCCUCACUGCAGGGAAGCUUCUUGAAGCACUCCACGACCCUCACAAACCGGCAGCGUGGGAAUGAGGUCUCAGCUCUGCCAGCCACCCUGGACUCCCUGUCUAUCCACCAGCUUGCAGCCCAAGGGGAGCUGAGCCAACUGAAGGACCAUCUGCGGAAGGGCGACAACCUGAUCAACAAACCAGAUGAGCGCGGCUUCACCCCCCUCAUCUGGGCCUCAGCCUUUGGAGAAAUUGAGACAGUUCGCUUCCUGCUAGACUGGGGUGCUAACCCCCACAUCCUGGCCAAGGAGCGGGAGAGCGCCCUGUCCCUGGCCAGCAUGGGCGGUUACACGGACAUCGUGAGGCUGCUGCUUGAGCGUGACGUGGAUAUCAACACCUACGACUGGAACGGGGGGACUCCACUGCUCUAUGCUGUGCGUGGAAACCACGUGAAGUGUGUGGAGGCCUUACUGGCCCGAGGAGCUGACCUCACCACAGAGGCCGACUCUGGCUACACCCCAAUGGACCUCGCGGUGGCCCUGGGAUACCGCAAAGUGCAACAGGUGAUGGAGAGCCACAUCCUCAAACUGUUCCAGAGCAGCCUGGGGCCUGCUGACCCCGAGUGAAGACAGCCUGUUGGGAACCCAGGCACUCAGGGAUGAACCAGUCAGCCCACACUGUGUUGAAAGGCAGCUCCUGGACAGUGGCGGGAAGGCCUCCCCAACAGGAACCAAUAAAGCUGUGCAGAACUUGAA